AUGGUUCGUGUAGCUCCAUCUCGAUCAAUGCAUGAAUUCCAGUUUGACGAAGAAUCUCAAGUAGUAGAGAAGGCUGAGGGAACAACUGGUCUAAGGCAAAGGUGUGGUCAUUUUUUACUUUUCGUAGAACAGAAAUUAUUUUUCACUACUUCAAUGGGUUCAAAGUGUAAAAAUGAUCCAGAUAUGCCACAGGUUGGCAUGAUUGUAACACAUAAGGUGGGGAGGUGGAAAGUGAUGAGGAACAUUGCGUCAGGGCCAUUCUCAGAUGUAUUUAUAAUCGCUGAUGUCGAAAAUUCCAAUCAAAAAUACGCCAUGAAAUGCGAGAGACAAGAAGGAAACAUCAGACCCGUGUUGAAGCUCGAUGUUCUUGUUUUAAUGUCAGUGAAAGGUUCUGUAGGAUUCCCGCUUUUCAUAGCUGCAGGAAGGACGAGGACAUAUAGAUAUUGCGUAAUGCAAUUAGUCGGUCCUGACUUGGGAAAAUUGAGACGGAGCCUGAUCGAUAAAAGGUUUUCGGUUCCUACUGCAUUACGAGUUCUACAGCAAACUCUGCGGAGACUAGAAGUUCUACACGAUGCAGGAUGGCUGUGCCGUGAUGUGAAGGCUCCUAAUUUUUGUAUUGGUCUUGGGAACGAAAGCGGUGUAAUAUAUAUGCUUGAUUUUGGUUUUGCCAGGAAAUUCAAAGAGACCAAUGGAGCGAUUAUCCCUGCUCGAGAGGCAGCUGCUCUACUUGGGACAUUUCAGUAUACCUCACUUGCAAGUCAUGAGCACAAGGAUCAAGCGCCAAAGGACGACCUAGAAAGCUGGUUCUACAUGGCGGCAGAACUGUUAAAAGGUCCACUUCCUUGGUGCAAAAUAGACGGUCACAAGGAACAUCAAAAAAUCGCCGAGCAAAAGCGUUUGAUCCGUACUGAACAUCGUGCAGCGUUCAUGGAAGGAAUGCCAUCUGAAUUCGAUCUCAUUUUGUCGAAGAUUGAUGGAAUGACAUUUUCUGAAAGACCGCAAUAUCACGUCUUCAAUGCCCUAAUAGAUCAAGCCGCCGAAAAACUUGGUAUAACUCUGCACGAGCCUUUUGAUUGGCAGCAAAAUACUCGAGUAAUGAGAAAGGCACAAUAUGUGGGUGAACUUGGCGAAUCAAACCUGGCGUCAAUGAAAAUGGAGGAGGAAGUAGAUAGUUCGCUUGACGAAGUGAAGUCUUUUGAAGGGAAUCUCUUGGCGAUGGGCUAA
Messenger RNA from Necator americanus (New World hookworm), 1224 nucleotides. RefSeq lists its product as uncharacterized. The transcript has 14 exons. The record is from RefSeq and is a predicted model, not a curated record. Gene Ontology annotation, molecular function: protein serine/threonine kinase activity; ATP binding. Gene Ontology annotation, biological process: signal transduction; peptidyl-serine phosphorylation. Gene Ontology annotation, cellular component: cytoplasm; nucleus. The coding region runs from base 1 to 1224 and encodes 407 amino acids. Lineage: Eukaryota; Metazoa; Nematoda; Chromadorea; Rhabditida; Ancylostomatidae.